CCCCUCCCCCCUAACAGAAAAGAAUUAAAAAAAGAGAAGAAAAAACAAAAAUUGAAUAAACAGUCAAUAUCUGAAAACCAAAGAAGCAAAACACAGAGUUUCCCCUCCUAUAGUCCUAUAAAACCAUCAUCCCCUGUCUCUCUCAACUCCCUCUUCUCAGUUCUCACCACCUUCUUACUUCUUACUUCUUUCUUCUUUCUCUCCUCUCCUACUUACUACAACUCGUACUACUUACAUCAAAAACAACAACAUUACUAUUAUUAUUUCUUCCAUCCUCAAAAAAAAAUCAAAACAUUACUAUUAUUUCUUCCAUUCUAAAAAAACAACACACCAAAAUGUCGGCUGCAGGAUCAACAAGUAGCUACUCAAAAUGCAACAAAAUCCGCCACAUUGUUCGACUCCGCCAAAUGCUACGCCGCUGGAGAAACAAAGCAGCUCAACGGCGCAUCCCCUCUGACGUCCCAGCCGGUUACGUAGCCGUAACAGUCGGCUCCAACUCACGCCGCUUCGUUGUCCGAGCCACUUUCUUAAACCACCAGGUUUUUAGAAAUCUCUUGGUUCAAGCCGAAGAAGAAUACGGCUACACCAAUCAAGCUGGUCCUCUUUUUAUUCCUUGUGAUGAGAAAGUCUUCGAAGAUAUUCUCCGCUUUUUUAACCGCUCUGAUUCCAACGGUCGCUUCGUUAAUCUUGAGGAUUUCCAACGGUCUUCUUAUUGCCACGUUGGCUUCCGUGGGGCCCUUGCUGAUUCACAUCCCUUGCUAGAGAAAUCGGUUUGGUAAAGAGUUAGCUGAGUUGACUCGGACGCGUUUCAUUGGGGAUCCCGGAUCCCGAGCAAGGAAGAUUAUAAUAUAUGAUAGUACCUAUUUGUCACCAUCAUAUACCCGGGUGUAUCAUAUGCAUUCUCUCGAUAAUGUGAGGGGUGUACUCGGAUGUAUAGGGAAUGAACUCGGAUUUACGUGCAUCUGAUUUAUUUGGGUAAUUAUGUAUUUUUUUUUCCCUUGAAUUAGUUUAGGUUUAUUAAAUUUUUUUAUAUUGGAAAUUAUAAGAUAAUUGGGACUUGGGGUAUACUGGGUGGGUGACUGAGCUGAGUCAAAUGGGUGAGUUGUUCCGAGUCAGAUGCGAGGAGACGGCGAAAAGCGGGGUGUGUGAUGAGUCUACCACCGAGUCGUCCCGGGUUGGAAUCGGAGCGAGUUAGAGUUUGACACAUUGUGAAGCUAGUCAGAGAGAGGAGUUGACCCCAGAAUUGAGAGGGUCACUUUUGUAAAUUUUUCGUGACUUAUAUAUUGAGAUUGAUUAUAAUUGUGGGAAAACAAUUGUAAAGAAAUUUUAAAUGUAUGAUCAAUAAUUCUCCAGCUUCUUUAUUA
Messenger RNA from Beta vulgaris subsp. vulgaris (sugar beet), 1364 nucleotides. Its product is annotated as auxin-induced protein 6B. The coding region runs from base 336 to 779 and encodes 147 amino acids. The record is from RefSeq and is a predicted model, not a curated record. Gene Ontology annotation, biological process: response to auxin. The transcript has a single exon. Lineage: Eukaryota; Viridiplantae; Streptophyta; Magnoliopsida; Caryophyllales; Amaranthaceae.